UGUCUACCCUCACAAGUGCCUCUAUCUGCCUGUAUUUCUGACUUCCGUUUUCUUUUACGCCCGCAUUGUCCGUCGUGUCGCCUACUCCGACUACAAAACGGAGCCCCCUGGCCAUUCGGACUCGCCAUCUAGGGAAACCCUCGCUCACCAGCCGCCGUCUCCCACACACGCAGAUUGCCGCCUGAUCCUCGCAGCGGCGUGUCCUUAACAAGCCGAACAUAUGACUUCCUACCUGUAUAUUGUUUCCAAGCUUACGACCACGUUUCCCAGGUCUUACAGUGCUGCCAAGGCAUCCUCGUCUCUGAACUCACCUGGCCCCCCCACGGACUUCGCCCGCCCCCCCCCCUCCCAGGGUUCUUCUCUGAUAGUCGCUCUUAGUGAGAUCCCCUGGACUUUCUACCACCGUCUAGCGCAAGCGCCGAUCAAGGGCAGUCGAUCAGGUACCCGCAGGGCUGUGUCCGUAACGCAUAAUUCGACCAAACAACGUGACGACCGCCACUGGGGCGAGAGAGGGAACGGACAGGCCGGGGGGCUGUCCCGGUGGCGCGCAGACGGCGAAAUCCUCGCGGCAGGCUCGGCGGGUGUUGGGAUGGAAUAAGAACUCUAAAGCAUUUUGACACCGCAUGGACACCUGCCUUUCUUGUGUUGAAAGGGGGGGGGGGGGGGGGGAA
This is a messenger RNA of Colletotrichum navitas, 671 nucleotides long. RefSeq lists its product as uncharacterized. NCBI's taxonomy places the organism in Eukaryota, Fungi, Ascomycota, Sordariomycetes, Glomerellales, Glomerellaceae. The coding region runs from base 221 to 598 and encodes 125 amino acids. The record is from RefSeq and is a predicted model, not a curated record. The transcript has a single exon.